UUAAUUAUGCGGUGGCAAAUUAGCUAUCAGCUUAGCUCAUCAGAGUACACUAACUAAUUUAUUGCAAACUGUAGCUAGCAUGGGUAGCACUCUGAGCCACGUCCGCAUAUACAUUGAAAAAGGAAAAGUGUGCAAAUGAAGGAAAACAACAACAAUAUAUAUAGCGCGUGUGUGUUCCUUCUCUCUCAUCUAUUUUGGUGCUGCUAGCUACCUUACUCUCUCCUUUUUCUCUAUCUUGUUGGGUAGCUAGACCCUCCCCCCUCUCUUUCUAGCAUCCAUUCCAUUCCUUUCCUUGGUACUAGUACUCUUCCGCUUGAUUUCCCCAACUGCCGCUAAGUUUCUUCCUCCCACUUUCUCUUCUCUCUACAUCACCGGAUAUGAUCUGCCUUCCUGCCUUCCCUGAUUCAUCAAACUUCUGGAACACCGACCACAACCAGCUUCAGCUGCAACAAUUCGGCACCAACAAUCAUAGUACUACUACUUUUUCACCUGCUAGUCCUAGUGAUGGAGAAUGCAGCAACAACAACAACAACAACAACAACAACAACAACAACAACAACAACAACAACAACAACAACAACAACAACAAUCAAAAACGGUUCAUGGCCAUGGCCAAGGCCGGCUCCUGCGCUGCAGGGGGUGGCGAUGAUGGUUGCGGCGGUGUUGGGGACGGCGAUUGCGGUGGCAAUGGGAAAAGCAAGUCGAUGUCCAUGUCGGAGCGAGCACGGCUAGCGCGGUUGCCGCAACCGGUGUCGGGACUCAACUGCCCGCGAUGCGACUCCACCAACACAAAGUUUUGCUACUUCAAUAACUACUCCCUUACGCAGCCCCGCCACUUCUGCCGCUCCUGCCGCCGCUACUGGACCCACGGUGGCAUGCUUCGCAACGUGCCAGUCGGCGGGGGGUAUCGUCGCCAUGCCAAGCGCAGGGCCAAGCCCAAGGUGGUGUCAGACACCUCCCGAGCCGCUAUGGUAGGGACGUCUUCCGUGACAUCAACUAUGUCCAGCAGUACAACAUAUGUCACCGGCACCGGCACUGCACCACCCAGAUUGCAGUACCCCAUGUUUGGUAGCACGCCAUCGCACGAUAACCAGUUCGUCGAUAGCUUCGACCCAGCGAAUAUUGGUCUCAGCUUCCCCAUUAGGCUGCUCUUUGCCGAUAGCGAUGCUUACGCAAUGGACGACUGUGCGCAGAACCACCACCACCAUGCUCAUGGGAACGGGAUGGAGCAGUUGUCGGCAACGCGGAAUAGUUUCCCAUUCAUCCACGUGGUGGAUCAUCAGAUGUCUGGACUACCAGCUGAAGCAAUGCCCAUCACAAUGGCUGCGAUGGAGGGCAUGUUCCACCUAGGGUUACAGAGCGUCGGCGGGGCUACUGGCGACGAGAUAGGAGGCCAACAGUUGCACCACCCGCUGACCAAGAGAAACCACAAGCGCCAGGAUUACCCGAGCAGCAGGGGCAUGUAUAGGGACGUGGUCAAUGGCAAUUGCGGCGGCGAUUACAUUUAAUAUUCCAGUACUCGCAAUGCAACUUGUAAUUACCUAGCUAGUUAGAUCAAGAUUUGUUCUCAGAUUAAUGUGUGGUGAAAUGGUGUACCCUAUUGUAGU
Molecule: messenger RNA, 1607 nt
Organism: Aegilops tauschii subsp. strangulata
Lineage: Eukaryota; Viridiplantae; Streptophyta; Magnoliopsida; Poales; Poaceae
Biological process (GO): regulation of DNA-templated transcription
Molecular function (GO): DNA-binding transcription factor activity; DNA binding
Source: RefSeq, a predicted model, not a curated record